Lutra lutra (Eurasian river otter) is the source of this 1006-nucleotide messenger RNA. RefSeq names its product GTPase, IMAP family member 6 (gene GIMAP6). Lineage: Eukaryota; Metazoa; Chordata; Mammalia; Carnivora; Mustelidae. Gene Ontology annotation, molecular function: GTP binding. Gene Ontology annotation, cellular component: cytosol. The record is from RefSeq and is a predicted model, not a curated record.
CCUUGUCUGUCCUGAUGCCACCUGCUCCUGAGAGGCCAGGGCCACUCACCAUUUCCAGGAAAUCUCUUAGAAUGACAGGCAGAGGAAGAAGAAGAUGGACAUGUUUUUGAGGACAAUCCCGAAGGAGCACUGUGUCAGGAUCCUAGACGAGACAUUUUACCCAAGGAAAAGGAUCUAUGCAUUCUGGGCUUUUGUCCUUGGAAAGGAUGUGCUGACGGUCAGUGUGACCAAAGGCUCACCCGGGCCUGAGGCUCUGAAGCCAACAGACCCUGUACAGGUGCUUGGCUGGAUCCCCUGGCUCUGUCCCCUAAGAGCUAUUGCAUCAAGGUGGGGAAAACGGGAAAAGCGUCACCAGAAACAGCAUCCUGGGCAGGAGAGAGUUCAGCAGGGCCUGGGGAUCCUUACCCUCCAGCGCAGCGUCCGCGGCAGGGCAGGGAGGGAGCUCAAGGGAGUCGACACACCCGACGUCCUGUUCCCACUGGCCGGGCCGGAGGCGGCGGUGCGGGCCAUCUGUGAGGCGGUGGCCUUCUGGGCACCUGGACCGCACGCGGUGCUGCUGGUGACGCAGCUGGGCUGCUUCACCAAGGAGGACUGGCGGGUCGUGCGGCGCCUGCAGCAGGAGGCCUUCGGGGUGGGCGUCCUGGCGCACUCGGUGCUGGUGUUCACGCGCGUGGCGGCCCUGGAGUGCGGCUCGCUGGAGGAGAACGUGCGGACAACCAGCACCUGCCCCAGCUGGACGCGGUGGCGCGAGGCGCAGCUGCGGGAGCUGCUGCAGGUGGUCGAUGGCGUCCUGUGGGAACACGAGGGCCACCCCUACAGCCCCCGGGCCUACCGGUACUCCCAGCAGCGCAGCCUGCUUGGGGCUGCGCGGGACACGCAGAUUCACCCAGGGCAGGGUUCCGAGGGGGCGCCCCCCACCCAGGAGCCCCUGCUGGAGGGACUGUGCCAAUUGCAGAAGGAAUUCGAGAAGGUUCAUAGACAUCUGCUCAGCAGGGAGCCCAUUUGA